GUAUGUCAUCACCAACCCCCCCUACGAGUUUGAACUUGUGCCGACGGACCUGAUCUUCUGCCUAAUGCAAUUUGACCACAAUGCAGGCCAGUCCCGGGCCAGCCUGUCCCAUUCCUCCCACUCAUCGCAGUCCUCCAGCAAGAAGAGCUCCUCUGUCCACUCCAUCCCAUCUACAGCAAACCGGCAGAACCGGCCCAAAUCCAGGGAAUCCCGGGACAAACAGAAUGCAACAAGGAUGAAUAGAAUGGGCCAAGAAAAGAAAUGGUUUACAGAUGAACCGGAUAAUGCCUGUCCCAGAAACAUUCACAUCAAGCCGAUGAGUACCCACAUGGCUAACCAGAUCAACCAGUAUAAAUCCACAAGCAGCUUGAUUUCUCCAAUCCGAGAAGUUGAAGAUGAAUGUUGA
Molecule: messenger RNA, 406 nt
Organism: Castor canadensis (American beaver)
Lineage: Eukaryota; Metazoa; Chordata; Mammalia; Rodentia; Castoridae
Source: RefSeq, a predicted model, not a curated record